This is a messenger RNA of Erpetoichthys calabaricus (reedfish), 1306 nucleotides long. It is a transcript of the gene fbxo32, whose product is annotated as F-box protein 32. The transcript has 9 exons. Bases 118 to 1176 code for a protein of 352 amino acids. The record is from RefSeq and is a predicted model, not a curated record. Gene Ontology annotation, cellular component: cytoplasm; nucleus; SCF ubiquitin ligase complex. Lineage: Eukaryota; Metazoa; Chordata; Cladistia; Polypteriformes; Polypteridae. Gene Ontology annotation, molecular function: protein binding. Gene Ontology annotation, biological process: protein ubiquitination.
CCGCUGCAGCCGUGCGCAGACAGAAAAUCAGCAUUCUUGGAAGACACUUUAAAUCCGAAGCUCCUCUGCCUUUAUUGUUUUAUUGUCGUCAUCAUCAUCAUCAUCAUCAUCAUCAUCAUGCCAUUUCUAGGGCAGGAUUGGCGAUCACCUGGGCAGAGCUGGGUGAAAACUGGAGACGGGUGGAAAAAAUAUUCAAACGAAGAAGACAACAACUGUGUGAGCUUUGAGAGCAACUGCGAAGGAAAUAACAAGGAAAAUAUUUUUGAUACCUUCAACUGUGGCGUGGCCAUCAAGAAAAGGAAGAAGGAUCUUCUGAACAACAACGCCAAGCUCCCAUACUUUUACAGAGAUAAAUGGAUAUACGUGCAUAAGGAGAGCACCAAAGAGCGUCACGGCUACUGCACCCUCGGUGAAGCCUUCAACCGUUUAGAUUUCUCAAAUGCAAUUUUGGAUUCCAGAAGAUUUAACUACAUAGUGAGGUUGCUGGAGCUUAUCGCAAAAUCCCAGCUCACUUCGCUCAGCGGAAUCGCCCAGAAGAACUACAUGAACAUCCUCGAGAAGGUGGUGCAGAAAGUUCUGGAAGAUCAGCAGAAUAUCCGCCUCAUUAGGGAACUGCUUCAGAGCCUCUACAGAUCCCUCUGUAGCCUGGUGCAGGGCAUGGGCAAAUCUGUGCUGGUGGGCAACAUCAACAUGUGGGUGCAGCGCAUGCAGAACAUCCUCCUGUGGCAGCAGCAGCUGAAUAACAUCCAGAUAACACGGCCAAACCCGGCAGGGAUGACCCUGACAGACCUUCCUGUGUGCUUACAGCUGAACAUCAUGCAGCGGUUAUCCGACGGGAGGGAUAUCGUCAGCCUGGGGCAGGUGUCUCCAUCCUUGAACAAGCUCUCGGAGGACAGGCUGCUGUGGAAGAAGCUUUGCCAUUAUCAUUUCACAGAUCGGCAGAUAUGCAAGCGUCUGAUUGUAAAUGAAAAGGGUCAGCUGGACUGGAAGAAGAUGUACUUUAAGCUGGUGAGAUGUUACCCGAGAAGAGAACAGUAUGGAGACACCCUCGUCUUCUGUACCCACUGCCACAUCCUCUUCUGGAAGGAUUCCUGCCACCCCUGUACGGCUAACAACACAGAGUCCUGCUGCAUUCCUGUUGCACCACAAGACUUCAUCAACCUUUUCAAGUACUAAGAGUCACGCUUAAGGAGCUGUGUAUAUUUAUUUGUGGAUUUUCCUAUAAAGGGUGACAUGUACAGUAUGGAGGAGGACUCGGAUGAGAUUUUUGUAAAUAAUGAACUGAACUCGAAAAAGGAAAAAACAA